Candidula unifasciata is the source of this 1226-nucleotide messenger RNA. The record is from the annotation of a GenBank genome assembly. NCBI's taxonomy places the organism in Eukaryota, Metazoa, Mollusca, Gastropoda, Stylommatophora, Geomitridae.
AUGCUAAAUCAUGAGAUCGUUGAAGUCACGCUGCUUGAAGAGGCCUGGAACUCUGACUAUCGAGCCAGGAGGAGUACCGACUCUAACCUACCUGACAGAUUGACUUUUGCUAUUCCUGUGGCUAGAGAUAAGGCAGUGAUAAGAAUGACCAGGUCAAAGUUACUGCCAGUCGUAAUGAGUGAUGGUGAAAGUACGCGGGCCGCUAACAGCUUCUCUGAGGAUGCGUCCGUGUUCACAGACCUGUCUUCCUGCGCAUCCAUGAUAGUCAGGAGGCAAUCUGGCAGCUAUAUGCUGAGAGGGACAUUCGUUCACCAAGAUGUGGCUUGGAUACUUCACUAUGAGACCAGACACCAGAGAGAUGUCCACCAGGUCACCGGCAUGCCACAUCUGAUUUCUCCUUACAUGGCCCCUAAUAUCUCUAAUGUUGGUGAAAGGCACACAGAGCGAAUGAUAGACAACAUUAUUUGGCACGUAAUCUUUUCAACAGAGUCGACCACGCUCAACACAGAAAACAACACAGCGCAGCCUGACAGAGAAGGCGAAGAAAUAGACCCGAGCUCAGAGAGGCCCACCCGGCAUGUCGUGGAAAUUGCUUUCAUCGUAGAUUUUGAAGAUUAUUGCAAGUGGGUGAAGUAUGUAGGAAUGGAGAAUACCGUCAGUGAGAUGAGGCUAUGGUACACAUUUGUUGCCGAGUCAAUCAACAUCCGGUACCAGAACAUCAAGGAUCCAGAUAUCGCUAUCAGCACUACGGUAACGGUUCUAAGAAUUUUAAACGAAACAGAUAAUGCAAACUUGUUUCCUAAUUGUAAAAAUACCAGCGUGCUCAUUGGCGAAGAAAGCCUGGAGAGCUUACAAAUAUGGUACCAGAAUCAGGAUGACCUACCGACCAGUGACCACUACAUGCUGUUUACCGGGCUGAACUUGGUCAGCAAUCAGCAUGGAGACAUCUAUGGCAAUGCGUUCCUUGGGACACUUUGCACAGUAUCCAGUGUUUCCGUCGUGGAGAAUGACUUCAACGAGAACGUUGGACACACGUGUACCCACGAGCUGGCUCACAGCAUGUCUUCAGACCACGACGAAGAGAACAGCAAAGAGACGAAGUGUGACCCCGAUAAUCUGUACAUUAUGUCGGGUUACGGCAGCAUGCCUGUGGACCCCGCCAAAGAAGGAAACACCUGGAAGUUCUCACCGUGUUCAAUUGCCUCUUUCAAGUCGUACCUCAGAAA